CUUGGCAAGAAAGCGAGAGAGUCUUCAAAAGCCUCGGCUACACCGUGUCUGAUGCUGCCGAAGCAGAAGUGAGAAGUAGCUUCCACGAGGAGGCAGAGUUUAUCAGUGAAACUGCAACUUCAGGGAAAGGAAACGUGCCUACUUUGUCAAAAGAGAGUCUAUCCAAUGGAAUGCCUGGUUGCCGACAAGCAGACCUUUCAUAAAUCAUGUUUCCGGUGUCACCAUUGUGGCAGUAAAUUAAGCUUGGGAAAUUACGCUUCUCUCCAUGGAAAAAUAUACUGUAAACCCCAUUUUAAGCAACUUUUCAAAUCCAAAGGAAAUUAUGAUGAAGGUUUUGGACACAAGCAACAUAAAGAAUUAUGGAUUCCCAAAGAUCAAAAAGGUCCCAUUGGCUGUGUUCGUGCUCAAGAAGUCCAUCCACCCAUCUCAAAGACAGAUAAACCAACCGAUCAAAUUUCAAAUUCUGGCAGGCGGCGAGGGCAUCGUGAAACUUUGGGUGAGAAUUUAAAACAAAACACAGAGUGGGGAAAACUAAACGUCACAUGGCCUCCUUCUAUGGAAACACCCAAAAAAUCAUUUUCUAUUGAGGAGGAGGUUAAAGUGAAUAAACCAAAAUGGCCACCAGAAGUUCCUGAACAAGAGGCCGUCAGGACCUGUCUAAAUCCAUGUGUGGGUGACCGAAACCAGCAUCAACUGGCAAAUGGCGAUGACUAUAUUUGGGAAACCAAGGAGAAAAAGAGAGGUGAAACUGUUGACUCGCAAUCAAAUGGCCAGCCCUUUCCUACUCCUGCAUCUCAGGGAGUGGAAGCCACAAAUACCAGUAUGACAAGGACAUGCGAAGUAGGCAAAAAGGGGGGAAAUGAAACUAGGCAAGGGAAAACAAGUGAAGCUGAAGAAUCAGAAAAGGAGAAGGAAAGUGGAAAGAAUGUGAAAGAAUGUGGUAACACGACUAUGAAGGGUACAGAAAAGGAGAUGAAUAGAAGAAAUAGCAAGGCUGAUGUUGCGGAAGUUAUACCAGUUACUAACACAGAUGAGGACAUCAUAUUGCCGAAUAAUAAGGAUAUCACUUUCAACAGCAGCAACAACAACAACAACAACAACAACAGUUGUAUAUCUGCUUUUCCGCAUCAGAACAUUGGGAGACAGGAAGUAUAUCUUGGUGAUAUGCACUCUCUGUUAGGAGAAUUGAGCCACGCAAAGAGCGCUCCCUAUGAAUAUGCAUUUGAAAGGCUAGAGAGAGACACAGGAAACUCAGAACAGCUCAGCAGAACUGACCCUGACAUGGGCUACUCCACUGAGGCUUUAAAUCUCGUUGAAGAAAGCAUCAAAAGGAAAGUUACCACUACCUCAGAUAAUCUUAUUCGACAUAAUAAUAAAAUUGCCAGUUGUAAAAAACCACGCACUAGCAACGCCGUCAUUUUAAAGGAGGUCGCUAAUGCAACAUAUCCUUUGGAUAGUGAGUUACUAGGCACCAGGGAAGCAGUCAGACAUGCUAAAAAGUUAAAUACUAUUUCAUCCGGUAACGCAGACACUUUUUUUUUACCCCGCAAUGACAGCAUUGGUCUGUUGGGCUCUUUUGGCGCAACCCAAGAUGUUUCCAGACCACAUUCAAAAGACGAUAUGAAUGGUCGUAUUAAUAUCUGUCAAGCAAAGGAAAUUAUGCAGAAAGAUACAAGCAUAAAUGCACUGGACUCAAGCUGUAGAGCUGUUCUGUCUUCUCAAGAAGAUUAUGUCAAGAUGAGGAAGCCAGCUGAUGGAGAUCAAUUUAAAGGAAAUACACAGUAUGAUGAUAAUGAGUAAAUGCAGUCCAAUUGACCGAGCAUAAUUUGUUAACUGUGGUUAAACGUUUAUAUAUCCAUUAUUUAUGAAAUAUACCUUUCACAUCCGGCUACCUGCCAUAUCUUUUUGUAAACACUUAAACCACGAGGUCGCACCAGAAAACCUUUAUUUGUACUCUAUUUCACCAAUGAUUUACACUUAAUUUGCUGGAGGUGUAUUGGAAUUCAUGUAUAGCUGAGAAAUAUCUGUCAUGUCUGUUCAGACAAAGAUAAUCUGUAUUUUUAAAAAAUGUUUAUUAAGGGCUACUUCAUACAUGCAAGUGCAUCUCCUGUUUACCCAAUGUUUGAUAGCUCUGGCUAAAGGUGUGAACUGAAAUGUAUCUAGUUUGAGGUGACAUUGCGUGUAUGAAAAUUCUCACUGUGGUUUUAGCUCUUAUGAUGGGUCCCUUCACACAUGCUGUAGAUCAUUGUGUUAGUGUUGCAUUCAAGAGAUGAGCGUGCAUGUGUGACUCCAUCCCUGGAAAAACAGGCUACAAUAUUCUUCUCUUCUACUGCACUUUUUCAAAUAUAUGCUUUAUCUGUUGUAAUAAACUUGGAGAUGGUGCACCUGGUGUGCUCUAAGAGGAAGACAAAGGUUUCUAAAGAUAUUUUUUUCACCUACUGUUAUUACUGUAAGUAAAUGAGCUGUUGUUUCAUGAUAUGGUAUGUACAUUUGCUUUCUUAGCUAUAGGAGUAGCAUUGUUUCUUUUUCAUUUUUUUAAAGAAAAGAAAUAUUGAAUCAGAGUCCUUGGUUGAAAUAGAUCAUCAUAUAAUGCACCAUAAUCCAUUUAUCCAGCAUUUGCACAUUAUACAUAUCGUUUUUGUCGUUGAGGUAUGAUGUGCCUUCACAUUUUUGAAUCCAGUGUAUACAUUAUGUUGCCUGAAAACCAAAAAUAAGGUGCAUGAUCCAACCAAAGUUAAGCAGUAUGCAGCAAGAUCCUUUGCAUAUUUUCUUAAAAGUAAGUACUACUAAGUUCAAUAUGGCUUACCUGCAUAGAUUUGCACACUAAAAGUCCCAUUUAGCUCAAUGAGAAAACAGUAAGCUAAGUUUCUCCCAUUGGAAUCAAUAGGACUUCAGCUUGCUUGUGUUGAGCUGAUGUGCAUUCAGAGAACUUCUACAGAAAUAGUGAGCUGGUGCGCCAAUGUUAAUUCACUGAAAUAUUCCAACGUGACUGGAAACGAAACCAGGCUCUGGUUCAGUUUUAGAAACACGUAGCACUUUUGAUGACUGACUUUUAUGUACUGAAUAGCAGUGAUUUUUCUAGGUUAACAGUAGUCGAGCUUGCAUGAAAGCACUUCACUGAGCAGUUGACAAUGCCUAAUAAUAAAAAAAGCACUUUACAAAA
Podarcis muralis (Common wall lizard) is the source of this 3163-nucleotide messenger RNA. RefSeq names its product xin actin binding repeat containing 2 (gene XIRP2). Gene Ontology annotation, molecular function: actin filament binding. Gene Ontology annotation, biological process: actin cytoskeleton organization; actin filament organization. Gene Ontology annotation, cellular component: focal adhesion; stress fiber. Lineage: Eukaryota; Metazoa; Chordata; Lepidosauria; Squamata; Lacertidae. The record is from RefSeq and is a predicted model, not a curated record.